AUGGACGUGGUCGUGGACGUGGACGUGGACAUGGAUAUGGACAUGGACGUGGAUAUGGACGUGGACGUGGACAUGGACGUUGACGUCGAUAUGGACGUGGACAUGGACGUGGACGUGGACAUGGACGUGGACGUGGACGUGGACAUGGACGUAGACGUGGACGUGGACGUGGACGUGGACGUGGUCGUGGACGUGGACGUGGACGUGGACGUGGACGUGGACGGAGACAUGGUCGUGGACGUGAACGUGGACGUAGACAUGGACGUAGACGUGGACGUGGACGUGGACAUGGACGUGGACCUGGUCGUGGACGUGGACGUGGAGGAACAUGGACACGUGGUCGUGGACGUGGACGUGGACGUGGACAAGGACGUGGACGUGUACGUGGACGUGGACGUGGACAAGGACGUGGACGUGUACGUGGACGUGGACGUGGACGUGGACGUGGACGUGGAGGACUUGGACGUGGACGUGGACAUGGACGUGGAGGACUUGGACGUGGAGGUGGACGUGGAUGUGGACGUGGACGUGGAGGUGGACGUGGAGGUGGACGUGGUCGUGGAGGUGGACACGGACGUGGACGUGGAGGUGGACGUGGACGUGGACGUGGACGUGGACGUGGACAUGGACGUGGACGUGAACGUGGACGUGGACGUGAACGUGGACGUGGACGUGGACAUGGACAUAACGUGGACGUGGACGUGGACGUGGACGUGGACGUGGACAUAA
Molecule: messenger RNA, 729 nt
Organism: Closterium sp. NIES-65
Lineage: Eukaryota; Viridiplantae; Streptophyta; Zygnematophyceae; Desmidiales; Closteriaceae
Source: the annotation of a GenBank genome assembly